Molecule: messenger RNA, 1846 nt
Organism: Anguilla rostrata (American eel)
Lineage: Eukaryota; Metazoa; Chordata; Actinopteri; Anguilliformes; Anguillidae
Gene: trmt112
Product: tRNA methyltransferase activator subunit 11-2
Exons: 5
Coding region: 352-723 (123 amino acids)
Biological process (GO): rRNA (guanine-N7)-methylation; tRNA methylation; peptidyl-glutamine methylation
Molecular function (GO): protein heterodimerization activity
Source: RefSeq, a predicted model, not a curated record
AAUUUACGAACUAGGAAGUUAUCUAGUUGGCAAAAUUAAAUCGUUCUCUCCACUUGUUUAAGACCAAUUAUUGGAUACAAUUACUAACAUAACGUUGUGUAGGACUCCAUGCGUGCUGUAUUUUAAACAGUUCGAAAAUUUAGAAGAACUUGCAUAGUUUUUAAAAGUUUCGGAUAAAUAAAAUCAAAAUAAAUAUUAAUAUAAUCAAUUAAAAUAGAGCGUUAACUCCAGAGACUGUAUAAAAAUGGUUAACUCCCGCGUCAAACACAAGAGUUCCCGGAACCUUGUGUAGAUGAACCGUACUACUCUGAAGAGACUCUUUCUGUGUUACACUCGGGUGUCCCACCGAGGAUGAAAUUACUUACGCAUAACAUGUUGACAUCGCACGUAAAAGGGGUUAUUAAAGGCUACCCUCUCCUCAUCAAGGCGACGGAGGUGAAAGUGAUCGAAGUCGAGUUCAAGCCACAGUUCGUCAGCCGAAUGAUUCCCAAACUGGAGUGGACAGCAUUCGUACAAGCGGCCGACACGCUGGGUCACCUGAAUGAUCUGCCCAACGAAGUUGUACCUGACUAUGAGAAGAACGAGGAGUUUUUGCGCAAAGUCCACCAUGCACUGCUGGAGGUAGAGGUGUUGGAGGGUUGCCUUCAGUGCCCAGAGUCAGGGAGAGAGUUUCCCAUCACCCGGGGGGUCCCCAACAUGCUACUGAAUGAGGAUGAAACAUAGAGACAGAUUUCGGUUGCUUUAAUUUUUCUAAUGCACAUACCUGUACAUACCCAAAUAUUGGAAUCAGAUUAAUACAGUUUGUUAGAUGCUUACUCCUUUGUUAGCUGUUUAUUCAAUAUUCAGGAAUAACUCAAUUAGCACACUUCUUAUUUCUUCACGAUUACAAAUGGUGAAUCAAUUUUAAAAGAGAUGGAAUCCUUGGCAUGCCUUUCUGUUUACUAGAAAACUGCCUGUGUUUCCAGACUUUUGUGCCACCAUUACCUUGAUUAAGUUUACCUUCGCUCCCCAAAUUCAUACUGGUUUAAAGACUGCUGGGUAUGCUGUAGCCCUCUAUGACUUGCUUUACAUCAUCCUACACCACUCCAAUCCACUGAUUUCUGUAUUGUGUCAGAACUGUAGUGAUACAGGGAAAUUUGUUUGCAAUAAUGCUCAUUCUAGGAAUAUUUUCAAAUGCAGUAACCCUGGCUAAGUGACAUAAAAAAUAGUCAUGUCUCAAAUAAAUCAUUGUAUAUUUUAAGAUUGAUGUGCCAUAUACACAAUAAACAACAGCUGUUCUUCCACAUUGAUAUAAUACAAUAUAAACCAAUGUUUGAGAACAUACACGAUUAGAGAGUGGCUGAAACAGAUAAUAUUGUGUUUAGUCCUUUGGAGGAAGGAAAUAUUCCGUAUUUCAUUUUGUAAGGGCCUUUGGUAAUCCUGUGUGGCCGAAUCUCUGUUUUAUGGAGUAGCAAACCAAGAUUGCACAGAAAUGUUUGUCAUUUAUUCUUAAAUUGAUGUAUAUUCUCACCAUUUUUAUCCCAAAAUGGUGGAUAAUUGACUAUAGCAGUACAGAGAGAAACAGUUUAAUUAAUGGGGGUUGUCCCUGUCUGAUUAUGAAAGAGAGGGAAGGGACACCUACAGUCUGCCUGUGCCAACUGCACAUGAAUUGUAUGCCUGCAACACAGUCACAGCACAGCAUGGUUCACACUGUGAUAAUUCCCUCGCUUUCAAGCCCAACUGCAGUUGGGCUGACUGUCACUGCUAAUUAUCCUCUAGUGCGAAAGGAAAUUGGGUGUUCCAAAUUGGAAGAUACUGUUUUGUGUUUUAAAUUCCAAAAUUGAAUGAAAAGUACAACUGAAACAAA